CAUUGUUCUUCACUCUACGUGACUUUCAGAAGGUGAUGUCUAACACGCUACCGUACGAGGACGACUCGAGGACCGAAUCAUCCGUCGAGCUGAUGACUUCCUUUCGAGACUCUAUUCGCGAGUCCUUCGAGCAAUCGUUGGACGACGAGGAGAACGACAUGUGCUUUCGCGUCACCACCACAAAUCUACCGUUCGAGAAGUGUCUGGGUCGUUGGAACGCUGCUUUUGCGGAUCGUUUUAUCGAGAAGUUCGACGAUCCAAAUCCUUUCAUUUUCGAGGACUAUAUCGAUAGAAGCAACAAGGUCAACAUCCGGCGAUCGGCUGGCCCGAUGUGCCACGAUAACUUCGAGGAGAAUCCGCCAGCAGUUCCACGUUUGUCCAAGGUGAGAUUUGUGAUCCAGUCACCGAGUUCCUCGACCCCGGAUCAUGAUCUCAGCGAGGAGGAGGAGGCCGUCUGCGACAGGUCGGAAAAUGUCAGCCCUUUCGUGAAUGAGGAAGCUGAGCGAAAUUACACCACAUCUGUGCAGCUGACGGAAAUCACGGAGGAUAUGGAACUGGAGGAAGGAGGUAACGACGUGGAAGGUCAGCAGAAUUCCCAGCUCUCCGAUAAGCUCGGUGAUGUACCUUCCAGUUCGAUUUUGAAUACUCAGGACGCCUCUGUCGAAUGGUCUUCGUUGGAGAACAUUUGCAGUUCCCUUGAUUUAGUUGAUCGAGAAUUGUUUGAUGAAAAUGAUGAUGCUAGUGGUACUUUAGCAGAUUUCGUUUGUACCUCGGCUUCCAUGCAGUUGCAAGGAGCAUCAUUUGGUUCUUCGUGGUCGCCUGAAAAGUUCAAGUCCGUAGAUGCAGAGAUAGGAUUAAGAGAAUCAGAAAAAGAUUCUUUGCCUGAAUGUAGUUUUACGUUGAAUAAGAACGAAGGCAAUUCAGAAAGGUUGAUUGACGAUGGUAACUCGGUAUUAGAAAGUUCAGUUGAUGGUAUAGAUUGCUUUGAACAAUUUGAAGCUAGCACUGAUCAUAUGGGAUCACCGAUCCAAUUAGAAGGAUUCUCUGUGAGUGCAAGUAAUAAUAUCGACGUUAGUGAAACUAUAAAUGAGGAUCCAUCUGAUAUUACUGAACAGGAAUUGACAGUGAAUAUAGUAAAUACUCAUUCUGUGGAGCAAAAAUUACUCGCUGCACAAGAUUUUGAGGCUAGUGAACGAAAAUUGACAAUAAACGACACGAAGAUUGAAAUUGUUGAUAGGACGUCGAUAACAAAUGAACUGGAGAAGAGUAACACGAUAGAAUCUGUAACAUUGAAUAAUGUAGAAAUUUAUUUGGGUCAAGAUGUGUCAUUAUCUGAAAAACAAUUGGAUGAUAAAAAGGUGACUCUAAUGACCGAUUCACUUGAUAAGACCACUCAGGAAUAUAAACGGAAGAUUUUCGUCAGUGAAUCACUUCGGAAUAUACUUAUUUGUCACGACUUUUCGCCCACUGAAUCUGAAGACCAAAUUCAGGCUAUCGAGCCGAAUAACGUCAGUUCAGAAACUUCUAGUACACCUUUAAAUAAACCUGCCACAAGUUUCGAAGAGUCUAUUGCAAAGCACGGUAUGGAAAAAGUGAACAAUAUUUCAGUUUCUCAAGAUGAUACUAAAAAUAAUGAACCGUUUGGGCGGAAAGACAGUAUUAGCGUUCCCGUUAACAUUCGACGAAACUCAUUUUUAGAGAAUAUGCUCUCUGAAGAUGGUGAUCAGACCUGGAAUAUUUCUACAGGUUGCAAGAUUGUGGCUACUCAUCCAAAAUCAUCCAUGUCAAUCACAAAUGAAGAAUCGAUGCCUGUGAUUAGAGAAGAAAAUAAUAUAGCAUGUAGGUUAAGCGAUUCGAUAAAAAUGGAUGCGGAAAUACAAAGAGUGUUGCAAGAAUCCAAAGAAAUCAUAAAGAAGGUAGAGACUCCAGUACCGAAACCAAGAUCAUUUAUAAACAUCCAACCAAGUAAAAAACAUGCUGGCGAGGCAAAGUGCGAUGUAUUAAACGAAUUGUUGUCUAAUUUUACCAACAUUAAAUUGAAACCGGUAAACAACGAAAGACAAAGUAACACUGGGAGUGUGUUCAAACUGGAUGAUACCCUUGGACAAAAUAACGAUAAUGGAAGAACUGAAUUAAAAUCAGAAAUCUCUAUGGAAAGUUCAAAUAACAGUUCCUGUAAUAAAUCUUCUGCACGAAGUAACGAUCGAGACCUAAAUCAGAUACAGAAUAUCUCUUCGCCUGAACAGAUAACUCCGUUUGUUUCUACAAUUAUCACCACCAGAAAUCAAGAUUCUUCAAACAAUUCCAGGCACGAGCAAGUACCAGUAACUAAGGACGAAUCGUCAGAAAAGUAUCGGAAAUCUCAAAGUGGAUUUAAUUUUACAACAGAAUCGACAUCUGGGCUUAGCAAGUCCCUAAAAGCCACGAGAACGAAGAUGAACAGCAACGAAGAGAUCGUCAAAGUGGAAGUACAUAGAUCGGAGCAAGACGAGGAUAAAGACCGAGGAUCGUCAAGAAGCGUGCUUGAUGCACGCGUCGAGCUCGGCAGAAGCUGGUCAAAGAAGAAUCCUUUGUCUUUAGAAAGAAGCGACAAGAUUUUAGAUAGCUCGGCGGAAUCUCAGCAGAUCGUGGGCUGCAGUGAAAAGACUGACGCAAGUGUUUGCAUCGAGGAGGAGCUCGAUGAUCGUGACCACACGGUGAUGGGUCAGCCGCGCGAGCGUGGCGAUGGACAGUUAGGUUUAAGCAGGAGGACGUGUAGCGGCGACAAAAGUGCCAUAGCUAGGAGGAUUCCUCAACCCCAUUGUAAUAAUAAUGACAAUAACAGGGCCGUAACACCCGUAGCUGUAAGUGACGACCAAUCCCGCGACACUGUAACAAUAACCCCCGGUAGAGUUAGGAGCUUCGUUAAGUACUACGAGAUUCGGCAAGAGGCGACGACCGACAGAGAUUCUAAAAGUAACGAUAGAGAUAAAGUAGAUAGAGACAAAAUGGCGGGACACCAAUCGGUGUUCAGCAUCCGCAGGGGUUUGGAGGCGAAGGCGAUCGAGGAUAGAUCCUUCGACGCGAGGAAGGAGAACGUUCCGUCGAUCCCGGCCAAGAAUUCGGUCGAAUCGAUCAGAAGGGAGAACAAUUGCCCUGCUGCGGUUGCAGGAACGCUCGGAAUGGAGCAGAAGUUGAGACGAUCGAGCGAUCGCGUCGCGAGAACAGCGGAUGAUAAGGGCUUGCAAACGAGGAAGACGGGGGACGCGAUGCAGAUACCUUCCGGUGAUUUGAAUCGGGAGCCUGGGAAGGUUAAGAGGAAGAAAUCAGUGAAGUUUCAAGGUGGACACACUGUGAUCGGUGGGAAAUGUUCUCAUGACGAUGGUUCCUUGGGGAACCCGACCGCGAAUCGAGACACGAAGUCGCCGAGAAAGAGGAAGGCUCCCGACAGACCGGCAAUUGGGGGGACUGUCUUGAGUGGAACAGUGGAUUCGGAAACUGCCGAGCACGAGGAAUUUGUGGACGCUGACGCCCGCUCUUUCGAUAAACGAGAAAUUGCUGAUCAGAUACCAACCGCAGCAAAAGGCGAGGAAUGUUCAGGUAUUAACCGCUUCGUUCCAAAACCAGAAACUCCACGCCUCGUAUUUUAUUGUACUGUAUAGUUAAACUGUAGUUUCUACACGUUGUUGUUGUCGUUUCCUCGAAUCUCGGAGAGAUUUAACCGCGACGUUGCUUCGCG
Messenger RNA from Dufourea novaeangliae, 3718 nucleotides. RefSeq lists its product as uncharacterized. NCBI's taxonomy places the organism in Eukaryota, Metazoa, Arthropoda, Insecta, Hymenoptera, Halictidae. Bases 36 to 3641 code for a protein of 1201 amino acids. The transcript is spliced from 2 exons. The record is from RefSeq and is a predicted model, not a curated record.